ACCAAACGGAUUUUGGACAGAUGGACGUCCUUCCUUCGGACAUUGGACAACUUCCGGUUUCCAAUAACACCAUUCAGACGUUCUACUUCCAUCAAACUGCUCAAGUAGCGUUCAUGUGCGUCCUGUUUCUGGUAACCAUGACAACGAAUGCCUUGGUGUUAUUCCUCAUUUUUAUGUCCAGGAAGAUUAAAUCUCGAAUGAACAUGUUUAUCGCCAACCUCGCCUGUGCAGAUUUACUUGUUGGAAUUUUCUUCAUCUUGACUGACAUUUUUUGGAAAAUCACAAUUGAAUGGCAUGCCGGGAACGUCGUCUGCAAGUUGAUCAAGUUCACGCAGACGUUUGUCAUGUACGGAUCAAGUUAUGCACUCGUCGCUCUGACCAUCGACAGACUGGAAGCCAUAGCAAGACCGCUGAAUUUUCAGACAAGGAGCAGACGUUACCGGAUACUCAUCAGUUUGGGCUGGUUCUUUUCCUUCCUGUUCUCACUGCCACACCUCCACCUAUACAACGAGGAAAUUGUGAACGGAGGCAUGGACGGUCCCAAGGUGCAAUGCUGGAUGCUACUUCCGGAACCGUGGAUGUGGAGGCCAUACAUCACACUGAUAGCCAUGGCUAUAUUUGUGGUGCCCGCCUUGAUAAUUAUGGCAUCGUACAUGUUCAUCAUCUGCAUCAUAUGGAGGAAAAACAACUCGACACUCUCCUCACACGACUACAGCGAGCGCUACCUACUGUCUGCUGCACAAGGAAAUGGGACAACAUACGGUUCCCCGUCGUUAGUAGUACACAGCAGUCGAAGACGAGGCCACUGGACGGAAACAAGCAUGAGUUCAAGGGGGAUCAUUCCUAGAGCAAGGAUCAAAACAAUAAAAAUAACAUUUGUUAUUGUUUUAGCGUUUGUCCUUUGUUGGAGCCCAUACUUUGUGUAUGACCUGCUGGACGCCUAUGGCCACAUUCAACAUGGGACACCGCAUAGCGUUGCUAUAAGUACCUUUAUACAGAGUCUUGCCCCUCUCAACAGUGCCGCUAACCCCAUCAUAUACAUUAUAUUUAAUACUGAGAUGUUCGAAAAGUACUGCUGCAGACGAUACGGCACCCAGUCGCCCUCUCGAACAUCUAUCACACAAGUGUAGGCAGGUUUUAGAUGAAGUGAAUUUGCAGGAUUGGAGGAUAUGCUCUAUGGUGUGGAGUUUGGUGAAAUGUAAUGAAUGCAGAGGAGGAAACAAAGUGUGACAGCUAAAGAAUAUGUAGGGGAAAUACUCAUUACUGGCGAAAGACCAUGAGACACGUGCGCUAGUGUCUUGCGUGGUCAAUAGCUGGAUGGGUGCCCGUCCGCUUGGUACGUUUUGGUGGCAGUGUUGGGACCCUUGGGUUUCUUGUAGUUGCGUUUGUACACAGGCAGGACCCUCGGAAUUCCCACGCCAAUCUCCACGGAGGUUCAAAAAAGUGAACAGUCGAGAUAAAUGAGGGGGAAUAUUACCUUUCUGGCGGGUUAGAUUUCAAGCAAUUCGCUCAAUAGUUCAGCAACGUCUAGCGUCGUCAGUGACAGGCUGGGUACUCAUUAGCAUAUAACAAUAUAUUACAGGUGAACGAGAACAGGCGUUCUUUUAACCUGGACAGGCGUUUCUAAGAUGUUGUCGGUAUGAUAUUACCUUUUUAAAUCCAAGUGUGAGACUCCCAAAACGCAUUCUUUGACAUCACAAUGUAAGCAUUGGAAUGAUGUCUUGUUUGAUAAUAUGGCGCCAUAUAAAAAUGGUUGAUUGGCGUACAACCAAUGUUACCAUUUUUAUUAAAAGAAGUUGUAGGUGUUGGAUGAGAUAGAAAUGAGUACUAGAUAAAUAAAUACAGUACUGGGGAGGGUAGAUGACAGAAAUACUAUGGCGAGGAAAGGUCGUAUAUUAAACAGCUGAACAGGGUGUCUCCCACACCUGACAGAUUUAUCUCCCAUUUUGCCUGUGCUAGAUUUAUCUGUCUCCG
Mizuhopecten yessoensis (Yesso scallop) is the source of this 1974-nucleotide messenger RNA. RefSeq names its product cardioacceleratory peptide receptor-like. The transcript is spliced from 7 exons. Bases 21 to 1130 code for a protein of 369 amino acids. Gene Ontology annotation, biological process: G protein-coupled receptor signaling pathway. Lineage: Eukaryota; Metazoa; Mollusca; Bivalvia; Pectinida; Pectinidae. Gene Ontology annotation, molecular function: vasopressin receptor activity. Gene Ontology annotation, cellular component: membrane. The record is from RefSeq and is a predicted model, not a curated record.